UGCCCAUCCUCGAAGUGAUUGUUUUGAACCUUAUCAUUGCCCAAGAAUUUCUACCGCCACUCAGUAUUUAGCAUAGUCAAUAUAAGAUAGAAUUCUCGCAGUUCUUACUUUACUACAAACGCUUCUCUACUUACCUCCAUACUCUAUUUCUUGACCAACACUCUCAUCUCUUCGGAUACGGCUAUUUUACUUGCACUUUACGACAAGCAACAACUUCGAAGAUGACUUACUCGCAACCAAACAUGCAGACCGGCGAUGACCUGGCUGCGCUAUUCUCUCGUAACCUAACAUUACAACCUCAACCUCCCCAAGAAACACCGAGAGCGCAAGAGCCAGAAAUAACAUAUUCCAUCUCCCAACACUACCACCAUUCUGGUCAUAUCGCCCACCAAGACGACUCACAAGCGGAACUCCAAAGGCGAUCAUCAGAGCCGCCACAAACACAGCAGUUUUCUGUAGAGGCCAUUCUAAACUCAUUUGGUAUCGAUGAUACUGCGCUCUCUGCGGCGCAAAUGCAGCUCUUCAAGAUAGCUGAGGACAAUCAAAAAUUGCGUUUGAUCGAGCUAUGGCGAAUCUGCCCCCCUACUAGUUCCCAUGAGAACCCAGCCGUUGCUUGGACUAGCACAACAGUGGAACAAGAACAGCUCCUCGCUCAACUGCGCUACGAGAGAAGAAUGGCCGAAGAGCAGCAGAAGAAUACCAUGAUGUCUAUGGAUGGUACACCCCUAACGCCAGUUCAGACCGGAGACGGACGAUGGGUCGCCACAAGCGACGUGGAACCCUACAUGAUGUCUGGCUACGAAGCUUUAGCUCGACGCGAAUACGAAGAGUCCGCAAGGCAACAAUAUGAGGAGGCCAUGGAAAGGCCUAAAGACGUUUACAGCCAUUUUGGUACCGCUAUUGGUGGUCCCAACUACCGUCCAGCGACGGACCCCGUCUACGAUAAUGACUGGAUGAGAAAGCAGCAAUCCAUGGAGAACCAAUACGGAGUUUUUCAACAGAUGGAUGACAUGCACCUAUAGUGCCACUUUGAAUGUAGAUACUACGCAGGGAGACCAGCAGAUAUCGUACGUGGGAGGCAAAGGGGACAUUAUGGACUCACAGAGAAUUGCACACGGGCGAGGGUAUCCAGAUUGGACUGCACAUAUUUCAAUUCAUGUCAAGGGACGGAGUUGAGGAUAUCUCCCCUUUCAUAGCCUUUAUAUCUCUCUUUCCUGUCCUCUUAUUUGCAUAGUGUAUGGCUAACCAUUCUUGACUUCCAGAGUCACUCGGAAAGUUCAACUUACUACUCAAGGUAUGUGUGUAUCCCGCCCCAAAACUAUAGCACACAUGUAUAUCUAUACGUCCUCUUUCUUCUUGCCCUGGUAGAUUCCCUUUCUCUCUCUGUCAUUGUGCUUUUGGGACACUCAAAUUCGAUAAGAGUAAUGACCCGCUAGCCCCUAUUUCUUUUGCUUAGCUUUUUCGGUCGAUUACUGUUUCAUACUAUCCGAUAAAUAUAUAGGUAAUUCAAAUAGAAAUGAAACUACUUUUAACCCUAUUAUUAU
Molecule: messenger RNA, 1544 nt
Organism: Daldinia decipiens
Lineage: Eukaryota; Fungi; Ascomycota; Sordariomycetes; Xylariales; Hypoxylaceae
Exons: 3
Coding region: 222-1022 (266 amino acids)
Source: RefSeq, a predicted model, not a curated record